Messenger RNA from Cynara cardunculus var. scolymus (artichoke), 2361 nucleotides. Its product is annotated as translocase of chloroplast 159, chloroplastic-like. Gene Ontology annotation, molecular function: GTP binding. Gene Ontology annotation, biological process: protein targeting to chloroplast. The record is from RefSeq and is a predicted model, not a curated record. The transcript has a single exon. The coding region runs from base 1 to 2361 and encodes 786 amino acids. Gene Ontology annotation, cellular component: chloroplast outer membrane. NCBI's taxonomy places the organism in Eukaryota, Viridiplantae, Streptophyta, Magnoliopsida, Asterales, Asteraceae.
AUGGACGCAGAUUUAACACCGCCUCUGAAGAUUCAUCUUCCCACUUCAUUACCAGGUUCUUCUGUACCCAUUAGAGCUCCCCUCACCAUUGAUUCAGAUUCUGAGUUCUGUUUAUCCAUUAACGAGCAGAUAUGCUCAAGAGCUAGCAGCUUUAACAGCAGUAGUAGUAUUGAUGUUAGUAGCUGUGGCGGCGAUGAGCAUGUUAGUUUUCUUGAAGAAGAUGAUGGUUUUGUAGCGUACCCAGAUGAAGAAAUGGUGAUAGAAAGCUGUCGUGUUGAAGAACAUUCAUUUACUAGGCCUUUUGUGAAAUACCCAGAUAAAAAUUAUGUGAAAAAGAAUAGGGAUUUUGAUAUAUCUGCCAUUUUUAGGCCUUUUGUGAAAAUCCCACUUGAAGAAAGUAGUAGUGCGGUUGAGGGAUUUAAUGGACCAGGUGUUAAUGAUUUUGGUAUCUUCUCCCCUGUAAAACUGGGUAUACCUGUUGCUCCUUUGACCAUCGAUUGUGAUAGUGACAAGGAUUCCGUUGAAAGUCACCGCAGUUUAAGUUCCGAUGGGAUUCCGGCUGAUGAGACUGUGCAGAAGGUUGCUGUGGCCCCUAAAGUUCGAGUCUUUUGUAGUUAUGAAGGAGAUGAUAAGUUGCAGUUUGAUGAUGUGUUUUCCGGCGAUGAUAUCCAUGGAUCGAACGAACCCAUUAAGGGUUAUGUUUCAUCCAAAACGAUUGAAGAAGAUGAACAUGAGAUUGAGGGUUUGAAUGAGGUUGUGAAGAUUUCAGAAAUGGAUGAAAUUGGACUCUUAUGUCUUGAUGAACAGAAGAAGGGAGAUGAAGAUGAUAGAAGGUUUGAUUCAGAUAUCGUCCCAGAUUCAGACAAUGAAAUUAGAAUCGAAAACGAAACCAUCGAUGGAAGUGAACAUGAAGGUGUAUUUGAUUGUUAUAGAAACGAAGAAUCCAAGAAAAACAGCGAAAACGAAGAACAAAGGAAGGAAGACGAAGAUGAUAUAAGCUUUGAUUCACAGAGAAGUGAUGGCCAAAUUGUCUCAGAUUCAGACAACGAGAUUGAAAUCGAAACAAUCAAUGGAAUCGAACAAGAAGGUCGAUUUGAUUAUUAUGUAAAUGAAUCCAAGAAAACGAGCAAAAAGGAAGAAGAACAAAGGGAGGAAGAUGAAGAUAAUAUAAGCUUUGAUUUACAGAAAAUCGAUGCCCAAAUUAUCCCAGAUUCAGACGAUGAGAUAAAAAUCGAAACUGUCAAUGGAAUCGAACAGGAAGGCGUGUUUGAUCGUUUUAGUGAAUUCCAGAAAACACUAGGCAAAAACGAAGAAGAAAUGCUGGUGAAAAUGCAGCCGAUUCGAGCAAAGUUUCUAAAACUUGUCCGUCUUCUUGGUUUAUCAAAUGAAGAUUCGACCGUCGCACAGUUGCUGUACCGACUCACACUCGGAAAACCGUCUGUCGUGGAAGCCGACGGAGAACACUGUUCCGACGAGUUUGACUUCUCUUUGACCAUUUUAGUGAUAGGAAAAACGGGUGCGGGUAAAAGCGCAACCAUAAAUGCCAUCUUUGGCGAAAACAAAGCCUUGACGGACGCAUUCCGUCCGGGCACGACCACUGUGCAAGAAAUCGUUGGAAAAAUAGACGGAAUCCGAGUUAGAAUCCUUGACACCCCUGGCCUCUGUGAUUCACCCUCUGAGCAAUCCUAUAACUGGAAAAUUCUGGCGGCGAUAAAAAGAUACACACGAAAACGCAGCCCGGAUAUCGUGCUCUAUGUUGAUCGGUUAGACACGCAUUCCCGCGACCUUAACGAAUCACAUCUUCUACGGUCGAUCACGAGUUCCCUUGGUUCUUCGGUGUGGCAGAAUUGUAUCGUUGUCCUUACUCAUGCAGCGAAUUCUGAUGCUCUUCCUGAUGAGCCAUCAGCCGGAUUUGUGUUCCAAAGAUGUCAGUUUAUACAAGAACAGAUCCUUCACUUCCGAGCCACCAAUCAAAAAGCAGCCAAUCCGGUGUGGCUCGUUGAGAACCAGAACCACCGGAGUUAUAAACAUGACCAUAAUUGGCAAACUCGGUUUCUUUUGUUAUGCUAUUCGGCUAAGAUCUUACAUGAGGCUAACUCUGUGGUUGAACCAUCUUUGAGUUCUUUAGAACGCAAUUGGUUUGAGUUCAGUAAUCGUUUAGGUCACGUUAUUGAUCUGGAUGCUGGAUCGGAGAGUUUAAUGGGUUCGGAUCAAGUUCAGUCCGUUGAGCCUUUGAACAAGCCACAGAAUGGUCAAAAGCUUCUCAGGGAGCGUAAGAAGGCCUAUUUCGAAAACUACGAUUAUCGUGUGAAGGUUUUUGGAAUGAAACAUUGGUCUCUUCUGUGUCGAUUGCAUAUUUAG